Molecule: messenger RNA, 1309 nt
Organism: Aphanomyces astaci
Lineage: Eukaryota; Oomycota; Saprolegniomycetes; Saprolegniales; Verrucalvaceae
Exons: 3
Coding region: 10-1176 (388 amino acids)
Source: RefSeq, a predicted model, not a curated record
UUUCAAGAUAUGGCCGAGUACAAUCAACCUGUGGUGGUCGACAACGGCAGCGGCGUGCUGAAGGCUGGCUUUGCGGGCGGCGAACUUCCUCAAGUGGUCUUCCCUUCCUAUGUUGGUACCACGAAGCAUCUGCGCAUGAUGGCUGGUGGGGCGUACGAAAGCGGGGACACGUUCGUGGGCAGUCGAGUGCAGCAACACCGCGGGUUGUUCUCCAUCAAGUAUGCAAUGGAGCACGGCAUUGUCACAGACUGGGACCGCAUGCAGCGAAUAUGGGAACACAUGUACUCAAAGGACAUGCUCAACAUCACGAGCGACGAGCAUCCGGUGCUUCUCACGGAAGCGCCGCUCAACCCGGCGGCGAACCGCGUGAAAGCGGCCGAGGUGUUCUUCGAGAGCUUCAACGCUCCCGCGUUCUUUGUUUCUCCCCAGGCGGUGUUGUCCUUGUACGCGUCUGGACGAACCACGGGUGUAGUUCUGGACGUCGGUGACGGCGUAUCCCACGUCGUGCCGGUCUACGAGAGCUUUACCCUACCGCACGCGAUCACACGAAUGGACGUGGCCGGCCGCGACGUGACCAACUACCUCCAGUUGCUGUGUCGUCGGGCAGGGUACAACUUUCAGACAUCGGCCGAGCUGGAAGUGGUCAAGGAGAUCAAGGAGAAACUAUGCUACGUGGCGUUCAAUCCGACGAAAGAAGAGCAGCUGGCGUCGCAUCAUUCCAUCUCGGACGCGACCUCUGGCAACCCGAGUCAUGCCAGUUCCGAAUACCGACUUCCAGAUGGCAACAUCCUCCAACUCGGCCCAGAGAAGUUUCGCGCGCCUGAAAUCUUGUUUCGGCCCGACCUCAUUGGAUCGGAACACACUGGUGUACAGGAUUGCCUCGUACAGGCCAUUCUCCGCGCCGACUUGGACCUGCGCAGGACGCUGUUCUCGCAGAUCAUCCUCAGCGGCGGGUCGACGUUGUUCCCUGGGUUUGGCGACCGUCUCCUGAGCGAAGUCCGGAAGAAGGCCCCCAAGGACAUCAAGAUCCGCAUCUCGGCGCCGCCCGCGCGGCAGUACUCGACCUGGAUCGGCGGCUCCAUCCUCGCGUCCUUGGCCACAUUCAAGACCAUGUGGAUCACCAAGGCCGAGUACGAAGAGCAUGGCGCGUCCAUCGUGCAUCGCAAAACCAUCUAAUCACUUGUCUUCUACAACAAAUACCCAUCAUCACCAAACUUACUGCCUGUCGAGGACACACUAUCUAGUUUUGAUGGGUACUGGCGACUGACUACAUAUGUAUUGCACCAUCACUACGCUUCUUGUUCUACCG